UCAUCUUCAAUGUUGAAACGUGAAAACCAUUAAUGGUCAACUUAAUUGUCAGUGGAAACAAUUGGAAUGUUUCAUCACAAUCAUCAACUAAUUAGUUCCAAUAAUCAAUUGUCCAGAUAAUAAUUGACCAUAAACAAAGUGAUCAAAUUGUAACUCUACUUCUAAGUUGUGAUAUUAAAACUUUAUAUCCAUGUUAAUAAAUCACCGCCAAAAACAAUGAGUUAAUCAAUAAUGGAAACUGAAAUUAUCAUUAACUCAAAAUGAUGAGAGUCAAAGUGAUUGUUAAAAUUUUAGCUCUCUUUGUCUUCACAAUCAUCUCAAUGGGCAGUCUUACAAUGACCAUUGAUCCUCAAUUCUGGACUGACCAAAAGGAAAUUAAAUUAGUCCAUGGGAAUGAUUAUUCAGCUGACCAGCCAACAAUAUCUAAUACUAAUAUUGUCACCAAAAGUGGACUUUAUUUCACUCAUGAACCACCAAGUAAGGUGACAUUUUUUAACACUGAUGGUAUAAUCGUUGAUUGUAAGGGCAAUUCAUCCGAAUCAAUGGUAAAAAUAACCUGGUCAAGUUCCUCUGGUCAACGAUUAAUGGACUUUCCUGGACUUCGAUACAUUCGUAAUGAUGGUUACCUUGUUUUCCCUCCUUUCAGUCCAAAUGAUUACAAGCAAUCAAUUCAUUCAACCAGCUACAUUUGCAUAGCCACGGAUAAUUAUGGUUCAAUUUCAAGUCGAUUGGUAACAAUUAAAGGAGUGAUUCGUCGCUCAUUAACAAUCCAUGUCCAUGAUCAGCAUAUCCUUCCUGGAGGAAUCGCUGCUUUUACCUGUCACAUUUCCGGCUUUGAAUCAACCUCACAAUUAAUGGAAGUUUCUUCAUGGCUUGAAGAGCCCUCAGGCAGAGUGAUAACAACAAUACCGAGUAAAUUGUUAACAAUUGGAACCCUUUUAUCAAGUAAAUAUUUAUCACUGGACGAUGGUCGACUUUACAUUAGCUCGGUUUCAUCUUCAUUGAAUAAUAAUCGAUAUCGAUGUCGAGUUACCUGUAGAUUAACUGGUGAAAUAUUAACAAGCUCAUCAGCGGGUCGUUUAAUUGUCGGAGCCCUUCGGGAACCAUUUCCACCAAGAAUAACAUUGAAAAGUGACCUUAUCAUUGGUGAAUUUGGAAGUCAAGUUAUAGUUACCUGUAUAGCUUCAGGUUAUCCAUUACCUCAUUAUAAAUGGAUUCCAAGAUGGUCAAUGGUCAAGCAACAUCAACAUCAUUUAAUGAUGAUAACUGGUAGUAACAAGAGUGAUAACAGUAAUGAAAAUAUCCCAAGUCCAUCAACCAAUAGUGACCAUCAACAUUAUCAUCAUCACCAUGGUUUAAAAGAUGGUGAUAAUAUCAUUGGGAAAGAUGAUCGUUUCAUUCAGGUUAAUCAAUUCCUGAUCAUCAAGAAUCUUAAUCAAUCCGAUAUGGGAACCAUUGGAUGCUGGGCAAAUAAUUCAUUGGGUCACGAUAAAGUUUCAAUUCAACUAAUGGUUCGCUCUCCAUUAAGAGUAAACUUAUCAAUAAUCAGUGAAUUUGAAAGAGACUCUCAUGUAACUUUGAUCAACUGUGAUUAUACCGGAUAUCCUGUUACCUCAAUUGAAUGGCGAUUUAAUGGUCAUCCAUUGAAUUUAUUGUAUCCUUUGAAUGGUUCAUCGACAAUUAAAUUGUUAAAUCCAAGUAGAUUAAAAAUUGAAUCUGCAACAGAAAAGGAACAAGGUUAUUUUCAAUGUUUCGUUUCAAAUGAAUAUGAAUCAGUUAACGAUAUUGUCCAAUUGAAAAAGUCUAUUAUUGCUCUACAAUUUUUGGAAACUUUUGAUUCUGUAAUAUUAUCUGAAGGUGAUUCAGUUACCCUUUCAUGUAAAGUUGAAGGUUAUCCAAUACCAAGGGUCACUUGGACUCUUGACCAUCAACCGAUAACAACAAUUACACCAAAAAGAGACAUAAUAACUCAAUCAGAUACAAAGGAAAAUGUAAUCGUGAGCUUAUUGAAAUUACAAGGGAUUAUCCUGUUAGAUGGAGGUUCUUAUGGAUGUGUAGCUGAAAAUUCAGGUAAAAAGAUUACUCAUAUACGAAAAGUUCAAGUUCGAGGCCUUCCAUUCAUAAAAUCGCUCACAAAUCGAAUCACAAUCGCCGGAAGCCAAUUAACAGUCCAUUGUCCGGUAGUUGGUUAUCCAAUUGAUCGUUUAAUCUGGAUAAAAGAUGGUCAAGUUUUGUCAGAUUCUAGUAAUCAGAAAGUUCAUUCAGAUGGAAGUCUAGAAUUGCGGAAUCAGAGUAAAAUCCAUGAUCAGGGUAAAUACACAUGCCGAGCAUUCCAAGGGAACUAUUCAUCAGAAUCAAGCUUCACUCUCUCCAUUCAAGUUAAACCAGUUAUUGAAACGUUCAAAUUUCCAAGUGGACUUCAUGAAGGUCAACGAGCUUCCAUUUCUUGUACAGUUGCUACCGGAGAUUAUCCGAUAAUCAUCACUUGGAUUAAGGAUUUAACAGUGAUACCAAAUGAAUCCAUAAGUCCAAAAGUCAUCUCAGUGUCGGAUUAUUCAAGUAGCUUAUUAUUUGAAUCUCUUGAUGUUACACAUCGAGGUAAUUACACUUGUAGAGCGACAAAUGAGGCCGGAUUAACGGAACAUUCAGCUUACCUGGAGAUUAAUGAGGCACCAUUAUGGACUCUGGAACCUAUCGAUAGCUGGUCAAUCAAGGGUAACAAGGUGAUAAUCCAUUGUCAAGCAACAGGAUUUCCAAUACCAAGGAUUAGAUGGUCAAGAUCAUUUGAUUCUUCUGGGAAAGAGUUUAAACCAAUUGCAAGUAAUCCUCACAUUCAAGUUCAUGAAAAUGGCUCAUUGAUAAUUCAUGAAACAAUUACAUCUGAUUCUGGUUAUUAUCUUUGUCAAGCUCAUAAUUCAGUUGGACCAGGAUUAAGUAAAGUAGUUAAUCUUAAUGUUUAUGUUAAAGCUCAUUUCAUUCAUCACAAAUUUCACAAUUAUUCAAAGUUGGAUGAUAAUACAACCUUAAACUGUAUCGCCCAUGGUGAUGACCCUCUAGAUAUCCAAUGGUUUAAAGAUGAUCAAACAAUUGGUUGGAAUUAUAUUGGAACAUUAAAUCAUCAGCAUCAUUCUUAUGGAUUAAAGGGUUUUUCGCAUUAUCAACUUUUCGAGGAGCAUUUACCGAAUCUUGUUCGUUCCGAGUUAAUCAUUAGUUCAGCGAAAAGGACUGAUAAUGGGAUUUUUAUGUGUCGAUCAUCAAAUUCAUUUGGAACCGAUGAGUUAAUUAUUCAAUUGACAAUACAAGAACCUCCAGGACAACCAAUUGAUUUAAUUUUAGAAGAAUUAUCUUCCCGAUGGGUUUCAAUCUCAUGGAAAACUGAAUUUGAUGGACAUUCACCGAUAACAAAUCAUCUUGUCCAGUAUAUUGAACAUUCACCAUCAUCAAUAUUACCAGAAUUAACUUUAACUGAUCGAACUAAAGUUAUGAUUGUGAUGGGCGAUUCCAUGGUAGCCAAAGUAACUGGACUUCGUCCUGGUCAACGAUAUUCACUAAUUGUGAUGGCUGAAAACGCCUUAGGACGUGGUAACAGUUCCUUACCUAUUUUGGUAACAACGGAAGAGGAACAACCUUCAACUCCACCCAUAAAUCUUUCACUUAUUCCACUAUCUUCAUCUUCCAUUCGGAUAACUUGGGAUCGACCAGAAAUUAAAGGUCACAAUGGUCAAAUUCAAGGUUAUCACAUUGGAAUAAGAGAAGCCAAUGAAGUGACCAAUACCUUCACCUAUCACACGUUUAAUGUAUCUCACGAUGAGGUGAAUAAAGAUGAAAAUGAUGACCGGAACAACGUGUCCAACAUUAAAUGGCAAAAAUCGUCAACUCAACUUUCCUCCUUUUCUCAACGUCUUUCAAUUAUUCUAGAUAAUCUUAGACAAUUAACCAAAUAUACAAUAAUUGUUCACUCCUUUAAUAGUAAAGGGUCAUCGCCGGCAUCAACCGAGAAACAUGUAACCACUUUUGGUAUUGAUCUACCGUCCACUCCUAAUCCAUCAAUUGUUUACAUCUCAUCAACCUCAAUUCAUAUUACCUGGACUCAGAUAAUUGAUGAUUCCCAUCCUAUCCAGGGUUAUCAUAUUUACCAUAGGACAAGCUCAUCAUCAUCAUCAUCAUCAUCAUCCACUCUUCAAUUAAUCGACAGAUAUGGUUCAAUUGAUUCAGAUAAAUGGUCUCAGAUCACGUUAAUUGGUCAUCAAACUUUUUAUACAUUCCAAGGAUUAGAUUGUGGUACCAUGUACAAUUUUUACCUUGUCGCCUACAAUUCAAUGGGAUUAAGUCCACCAAGUGAUAUAAUCUAUGCUAAAACAAAUGGCUCUUUACCAAUUACUCCCGAUUAUACUGAAGCAAUUUAUCAAAAUUCAUCAUCAACAAUUUAUAUCUCACUUGAAGCAUGGAGAUCAUCUGGUUGUCCAAUCGAAGAGUUUUCAAUUCGUUAUCAAAUUACUUCCGGACUAAUUUCUCGUUGGAAUGAGUUAACUAUUCCCAAUGAUAUUAAAUUGAAAGGAUUGAUUCCCAUUGAUAAUUCCAUUGGCUCAUCAAUUGAUAAAAUACAAAUUUCUGUUCGUAAUAAAUUGGGUAUAACUAAAGUUGAAUACAUUUUCUCACCAACCUCAUCUUCAACAUCUUCCUCAUGGUCUUCAACUGAUUUCCUAUUAUCAAGUAAUUUAUCUCGAUCUUCCAAAUCUGGUGUCGUAAAUGUUUACAAAAAGUCCAAUCAAUUGCCGAAAAUAAUUACUAAUCGAACUCACAAUGGCUACGAAUCAACCUUGUUAUCGCAAUUAAUUUACUAUGCAGCUUGGGCAUCGGUUAUCUGGUUAAUUGUUUUAUUAUUUUAUUUUGCCACUAAAAGUAAAAUUUGGACAAACAUGAGGGACAAUUUGAAUUUGAAUAGUGAAAACGGACAAAACAAAGAUCAACCUAAACACCACCAAGAGCACAAUGAAUGUUCAAACUCAUCUAAUGUAAACUUAUCACCAUCAACAACCUUACCCUUGACCGAUACUACAAAUUCAAACGGAAGCCAUUGUUUAGAUCAAUCAAUGAGCAAUAUCAACAAUUGUAUGACUUUGAAACUUCACGAUUCUAUCAAAGAUCAUCCACCUGAGACCAUGAUGACAAUGGUUAAGAUGACGGGAAAUGGAGCCUCAUAUGAACCUUUAUACUCGACAAUCAUGAAGAAACCACUUUGUAAAUUAGUGAAAAUUUAAAGAAACAUUGUAAUUAACCAUUUGCACGUAAAUGUCACAGAAAAGUCAAUUUCUGUCAGCAUUAACGAUACUCAUAAGUUCCUGUGUAAAAAAUUCAACAGAAAUUUUAAAUUCCAAAUUUUUUCACAUUUUCCUUUAGAUAAAAAUCAAAAUAAAAUUCCAAAGCAAUUGAAUAAAGUUCCAAAAAAUAUUUUA
This is a messenger RNA of Panonychus citri (citrus red mite), 5456 nucleotides long. RefSeq names its product cell adhesion molecule DSCAML1-like. Gene Ontology annotation, molecular function: cell-cell adhesion mediator activity. Lineage: Eukaryota; Metazoa; Arthropoda; Arachnida; Trombidiformes; Tetranychidae. Gene Ontology annotation, biological process: axon guidance; dendrite self-avoidance; homophilic cell-cell adhesion. The record is from RefSeq and is a predicted model, not a curated record. Gene Ontology annotation, cellular component: plasma membrane; axon.